Messenger RNA from Racocetra fulgida, 178 nucleotides. The record is from the annotation of a GenBank genome assembly. NCBI's taxonomy places the organism in Eukaryota, Fungi, Glomeromycota, Glomeromycetes, Diversisporales, Gigasporaceae.
UAUGAAGACAGGACUUCACAUUUGCAAGAAAAACAGACCGGAAUUGACACAAGCACCAACUUGAAGGGAGUUCAAACCCAGAACUAUGAGGUACGACCUGAUAACAAAGACCUUCUUGUUGAAUAUGUUUUAGAGCAUAAGUGGCAAAAAAAAGCAUUUGACGAAGGCAUUAUUAUCG